GAGCCGCGUGUUUACCUUUAACGGUGAUUCAAGCCCUAGUGCCGUAGUGCGUAUGGCCUUGUUCUACAUAUGCACACGCACACAGCGAACCCGCUCUCCAUGAUGACGGAACCCAAAAGCAAAGACUCAUCGCAUCAUAUCAAAUCCGACGCCUGAGGAGAAAAAGCAAAACUCACAUACAAAUGGCAAUUUAAAGUUUUAAACGGCACAAACACCUGUCUCUUUGUCUCUCACUCUCUCUCACGCCGCCGAUAACGUAACGGUUCUUCGAGACUUUCGGCGGCGCCAUUUUCCUACGGCGGCGAUAUCCGAGCUGUUCGGCGAUUCGAGUUCUCUAGUAACUUUCACUUUCAGUGUUUUUCUUUUCAAUCCGUUGAUUCCGUUCAAAUUUCAAAUUAGUCUUUGAGAGGUAUAAAGAAGAUGAUAGGAUCCUUUCUUACCAGAACACUAGUGAUGGCUCUUGGAUAUGCUUAUCCAGCUUAUGAGUGCUACAAAACUGUUGAAAAGAACAAGCCAGAGAUUGAACAGCUUCGCUUUUGGUGCCAGUAUUGGAUUUUGGUGGCUGUUUUGACUGUUUGUGAGAGAGUUGGUGAUGCUUUUGUUUCAUGGGUUCCAAUGUAUAGCGAAGCUAAGUUGCUCUUCAUUAUAUAUCUGUGGUUUCCUAAAACAAAGGGUACGACCUAUGUGUAUGAUUCCUUCUUUAGACCAUAUCUUGCGAAGCAUGAAAAUGAAAUUGAUAGGAACUUGUUGGAACUGAGAACUAGAGCUGGUGACAUGGCAAUUUUGUAUUGGCAAAGAGCUGCAAGCUAUAGUCAGACGAGAAUAUUUGACAUUUUGCAGUAUGUUGCCGCACAAUCGACACCAAGCCCUCGCCCUGCGCAGCCACAACAAGGUGUUAGGCGCCAACCGCCUGCUGCUCGCCAACCCCCUGCUGCUUCAGCUCCAAGUCGCCAACCAGCUGCAACAACGCAAGCACAACCCGAAGAACCGCCGUCUCCCACUUCCAGUACUUCUUCAAGCAAGGACCAAAAGGAGAUAGCCGAAGCCUUAGCAUCUUCACCAAACCCUAAACCUGCCCCGCAAGCAGCAGUUUCAGUUACUCUAAAAGCAACAGCAACAGCAACAGCAGCUGCAUCUGAAUCAUCGAGGCAAGCUACCCCAACUGAAGAGGUUGCACCAAUGCAGAUUGACGCAGUGCCAUCCUCUUCAGCGACUGAAGAGACAAAUCCUCCCCCGAAAGAGACAGUUAUGGAGGAAACCAUUCGGGUCACACGUGGAAGGUUGAGGAAAGCUCGUUCUGCAGGAAGCCGUUGAAAUUUCACGUUUUUAGAUUUGCGUAGGUGGACAAAAGACGGUUAUUUGAACGGCUGUUUCAUUCGUUUUUUUCAUCUUUGAACGCAAUUCAGCAGAUAAAAAGGGUUCUGAUAUAUUGUAGGGGCUGAUUGAACAAUUACCAGAAUAUAACGAACGUGGUAUUGGAAUCGGAGUUGAGUCAGGAGAAAGAUGAAUCAGAUGUUGAUGUAUAUAAAUUUGGGUUAUGAUAAGUAAUUUGAAAUAAUCUAAAUUGAAAGCACCAAA
Messenger RNA from Pyrus x bretschneideri (Chinese white pear), 1578 nucleotides. RefSeq names its product putative HVA22-like protein g. Lineage: Eukaryota; Viridiplantae; Streptophyta; Magnoliopsida; Rosales; Rosaceae. The coding region runs from base 421 to 1314 and encodes 297 amino acids. The transcript has 7 exons. The record is from RefSeq and is a predicted model, not a curated record.